Molecule: messenger RNA, 928 nt
Organism: Chlorella variabilis
Lineage: Eukaryota; Viridiplantae; Chlorophyta; Trebouxiophyceae; Chlorellales; Chlorellaceae
Exons: 8
Coding region: 30-797 (255 amino acids)
Biological process (GO): photosynthesis, light harvesting in photosystem I; response to light stimulus
Cellular component (GO): chloroplast thylakoid membrane; plastoglobule; chloroplast envelope
Source: RefSeq, a predicted model, not a curated record
GCCCCAAGGUUCACCCAAGCCAGGCCAUCAUGCAGACCGUCGCUGCCCGCACCGGCGUUGUGGCGUCCGCCACCCGCCGCGCGACCACCAUGCGCCGCACCGUGAAGGCCAAGCCUUCCAAGAGCGACAGCGUGUGGUACGGCCCCGACCGGCCCAAGUUCCUGGGCCCGUUCUCUGAUGGCCUGGUGCCCGCCUACCUGACUGGCGAGUUCCCCGGCGACUACGGCUGGGACACCUCCGGCCUGUCCGCCGACCCCGAGACGUUCAAGCGCUUCCGCACCGUGGAGGUCAUCCACGCCCGCUGGGCCAUGCUCGGCGCGCUGGGCUGCAUCUUCCCCGAGGUGCUCGAGAAGUACAGCGGCGUGGAGUUUGGCGAGGCCGUGUGGUUCAAGGCCGGCGCACAGAUCUUUGCGGACGGCGGCCUGAACUACCUGGGCAACCCCGGCCUGGUCCAUGCGCAGAGCAUCGUGGCCACGCUGGUGGUCCAGGUGCUGCUCAUGGGCGCCGUGGAGAUCUACCGCGCCAACGGUGAGGGCCCCAGCGGCUUUGGCGAGGGCCAGGACAACCUGUACCCCGGCGGCGCCUUCGACCCCCUGGGCCUGGCUGACGACCCCGACACCCUCGCGGAGCUGAAGGUCAAGGAGCUCAAGAACGGCCGCCUGGCCAUGAUGUCCAUGCUGGGCUUCUUCGUGCAGGCGAUCGUGACAGGCAAGGGUCCCCUGGACAACCUGCUGACCCAUCUUGAGGAGCCUGGCGAGUUUAACUUCUACGCCAACUACGCCUCCACCCUGGCAUGAGCUGUGCUUACCGCCAGUUGGACUUGGGCAGCCCCACCAUGUGUGCCGCGUCCAAAGGGCCAGCCGAGAAGAACACCAUCCCAUCUGUCUCUGCGAUGCGUGCACGCAUGCCAUGUAACUUGCUCAUCACC